This is a messenger RNA of Amaranthus tricolor (Joseph's coat), 438 nucleotides long. RefSeq names its product photosystem I assembly protein Ycf3-like. Bases 1 to 438 code for a protein of 145 amino acids. The record is from RefSeq and is a predicted model, not a curated record. Gene Ontology annotation, molecular function: protein binding. Lineage: Eukaryota; Viridiplantae; Streptophyta; Magnoliopsida; Caryophyllales; Amaranthaceae. The transcript has 2 exons.
AUGUCAGCUCAAUCCGAAGGAAAUUAUGCGGAAGCUUUACAGAAUUAUUACGAAGCUAUGCGACUAGAAAUCGAUCCCUACGAUCGAAGUUAUAUACUCUAUAAUAUAGGCCUUAUUCACACAAGUAAUGGAGAACAUACGAAAGCUUUAGAAUAUUAUUUUAGGGCACUUGAACGAAACCCAUUCUUACCACAAGCUUUUAAUAAUAUGGCAGUGAUCUGUCAUUACGAAACUCUCAAGUACGGUUCUAAGGGAAGGAAUCGACCCACAUAUUCCUAUUCCGACCGGGGAGAACAGGCCAUUCAACAGGGGGAUUCUGAAAUUGCGGAGGCUUGGUUCGAUCAAGCCGCUGAGUAUUGGAAACAGGCUAUAACACUUACUCCUGGAAAUUAUAUUGAAGCGCAUAAUUGGUUGAAGAUCACGGGGCGUUUCGAAUAA